Messenger RNA from Musa acuminata AAA Group (dessert banana), 2870 nucleotides. RefSeq lists its product as uncharacterized. Lineage: Eukaryota; Viridiplantae; Streptophyta; Magnoliopsida; Zingiberales; Musaceae. Gene Ontology annotation, molecular function: DNA binding. The transcript has 10 exons. The coding region runs from base 429 to 1379 and encodes 316 amino acids. The record is from RefSeq and is a predicted model, not a curated record.
GUUCCUCCACCGCCCCCCUUUCCGCCUGCCUUCCCUUCUUCCAUGUGCGCGACGCUGAGAGGAACCCACUCCUUUGCCUCUCCCAAGCACAAAGAUGGCAAGUAGUGUUAGGCUGCGCAACCUCCGCUCUCCACCACCGCCCCCCAAACGCACAAAAGACGGCCCACCAUUCCCCCAAUUAACCCCAUUCCCCGUGCGUUGCUGCUACGCCACCCGCUGCCACUUCCGCGGCCCUUGCCCGACCUCUUGCGCUCCCUUUCGCGGGCACUUGCUCGUGGGCUUCUCUGACCGCCCGCCCAUUGCCGUCGCUGUCAGCCGCCGUCCCUCACCUUCUCCCCCUCGUUAUAUGCCCCAGGCUGUGCGCCGAAUCGAGGUAUUGAGGUUGGGGGCAGAACCGUUGAGGGGAGGAUGGGUUGAUAACGGCGUCGAUGGCGGUCCACCGGAUUCUUAGCCUCCGGCUUCUUUCCUACCUCUGCUUCCCUCUCCUACUCGGCUUCCGGUUCUACCGAUGUUUUACGUACCCGACGGAGAGCGCGAACCGCUCGACCCCGUCGUCGUCCCGCCCCGCGGCGGGCGUAGACCGGACCACCAAGAAACUGCGGAAGCCCUACACCAUCACCAAGUCGAGGGACAGGUGGACGGCCGAGGAGCACGAGAGGUUUCUCGAUGCUCUCCUGCUGUUUGGUCGUGAUUGGAAGAAAAUUGAAGAAUUUGUGGGUACCAAGACAACUAUUCAGAUUCGCAGUCAUGCUCAGAAGUACUUUCUAAAGGUACAGAAGAUUGGGUUAGCUGCUCAUGUGCCACCUCCUCAUCCUAAACGCAAAAUGGCUCAUCCAACCCAGCAAAUCACCCCCAACAAUGAGAUAGUAUCUGUGGAUUGCCUUUAUGCAUCUUCUCGAAUUCUUCCUGCAUGCUCUGUCUGGGAUAAUACCUCAAAUGAUAUAAAUUACACAUCCAGUGAAGCAACAUCUCUACCUGCUUGCUAUACCAUCCGUCCUGAUAUUGAAGGUGACAGUGGAAUAUUUGGCAAAACAAGCAUAUAUAGUCAAAACAUUGAUUGGAGUGGCAAUUUAAGUGGAUCUUUGUUAACUCAUCGGGCAACAAAACAAAGAAACCCACAUCCAGACUUUGCUCAAGUGUAUACCUUCAUUGGAAGUAUGUUUGAUCCGAACAUUACAUGGAGAGCGGAACAUUUCUUUGAAAAGUUACAAGAUGUCGAUCCAGUUACUGCUAAAAUUAUUCUGAUACUAAUGAGGAAUCUUGCUGUAAAUCUGACUAGCCCUAGUCUUGAACCUCUGAUAAGGUGGCUGGGCAGGUAUGACGUGAACACAAGAAAAGUGGCAGCCAUCGGCGGAACUGCUGCUUUUGCAGAUAUAUAAUCUUACCUUUUCACUUCAUCUGAAUAACUUGUUUCCGUACGUGAAGUCUUCUUAUCAUCUUUAUCUACUUCAUCUGUGACACACCUGUACUAUAAUUCUCCAUGCAACAGAGGACAUCAUCAAAGAUCCGGAAGACGUGAGUGAACAACUGGGAACCAUCGUCGAACGUUUGAUUCCUGCAAAAAGACACACCGGAUUACUCCCUGAAUUCCACCAUCCUCAUUUGCCAUGAAUAUUUAUUGCAUGUGUUUGAAGUAAUUCUUGAACUUAUGAUGAUUUAGUAAUCUUUGAUACGAUAAGUAUUUGGAUGACUAGUUUUCCUUACAGUGCAUUAGUUUUGAUGAUACCACUCGAUACAAUGGUACCAAAAGACCCUUUUGCUUUUUUUUGAUGGUUUUGAAUAGAUCUUUUGAAUCGUUUAUUGCAAUAAAGAAGUUUAUUGUUGUGAUGAAAGCCUUUACUCGCAGUAACUAAAUUUUAUUUGAUUUAAAUACUCUUAUACAAGCGUUCAAUGCUCUAAAAAAUAAAUUGUUCUUUUCUAUUUUUUUUGGAAAGUUAUAAAUGAGAGCGGAAUAUGUUUUGUUUUAUUUAAUUGCUUCUGGAGAUUUGAUGGAGUCUGACAGCCCGUAAACCCGACCAAAAUAUCUGGAUGCGGAUCCUUUUGGUUCAAGAUCCGAUAAACUAAUUGGAUCGGAUACGAAUCCUGAAUCCUGAACCUACGCGCGAUAAUCUUAAUAUUAUCGGAUGCGGAUUCGGAUUUAGCUCGUUUCAAUCCGAUAAUAUGUUACCGUCGCGGUGGCAUAUACUGAGAUACCAACGACCGUUGACGGGAGAUUGCGACAACGAUCGAAAGCAGCCACCGCCACUCCGGUCGCGGUGCCGAACGCUAAUCCCGACAACUCUUCCGUCAGUACUGCACUUCUCUCUCCUCUCUUUCCCCCUCUCUCCCCGGCAACAAAAUUUGGAUAUCUUGGUAGAUUUCCUUUUUGAAUUAUUAAAUGGUUCAAUUGUUUGAUCAAGAAAAGUGCAAGAAACCAAGCUUAUACUGCAGAGAUUGGUUUUGCAGAUUAAAGAAAAAUGGGAAUAAUUAGGAGCAGUUUCUCGUUUUUGCUAGGAGUCGGCUGUGGUGUUUACAUUGCUCAGAACUACGAGGUUCCAAACAUAAAGAAGCUUGUGAGUACAUGGAUGUUGAAGACGAAGGACAUCGAAGAGACUUAUCGAAAGCCCAAGAAAGAUGAAGACUAGAAGCAUUCACCUAUGGAAAAUUACACUUGAGAAAAAAGAUCAGUAAUACACAGCAAAAACCGCCCUGAUGCCAUACAGUGGCACAAACAAAUAAAUCUUGGGAUCACAUUUGUAACCCCUGAGAUCUUGGCAAGUAGUCGUUACACUGCAUUCUCAGUUUUUGUCUAUAUUCAUAAUUGAAGUGUUUUCGCCAAUUGCCUUUUGUUAAUGUGAAGUUUUGAAAUAGAAUUAUCUUUUUUGGUACAA